Molecule: messenger RNA, 1477 nt
Organism: Rhinichthys klamathensis goyatoka
Lineage: Eukaryota; Metazoa; Chordata; Actinopteri; Cypriniformes; Leuciscidae
Exons: 2
Coding region: 107-1477 (456 amino acids)
Molecular function (GO): metal ion binding; hydrolase activity; nucleic acid binding
Source: RefSeq, a predicted model, not a curated record
UCCCCUCUACAGUGCCUACACAUUUGAUCCCAAAUGCAAGAGCGACAGUGUAAGGAAAGACGACUGGCACGUCGAGCCACAGAUUUCAGGUUACCAAAUUAGAAAUAUGGUCCGUGAGGGAGACUUGAGAAACCUUGGACUAGACAACGUCGAUAUUAAAAGAAGUCAAGCCGUGAGCAGAGACUACGAGCGUACCGGAUAUGAUCGUGGACACCUGAACCCCAGCAGCUUCAGCUGUGGUGAUGGCCGUACGGCGACAUUCACUCUGACCAAUGCCGCACCGAUGAUCUGGCGUUUCAACCGUGUCCACUGGAGAGAGCGGGAGAUGACUUUGAGGAGUUUUUUACUAAACCAGCUUAAGAGAGAUGGUGGUUUAGCAACAGCCUACAUUGUGACAGGUACGGUACCUAAUGCAAAUGUACGGAUACCACAAAGGGAAAACUCUGAAGACUCUGAAAGGGUGUGGGUGCCCUCUCACAUCUGGACGGCUGUCUGUUAUAAACACCACUUUGAUGACAGUAAGUCUUUCUCCUUCGGCUAUAUUACAGAAAACCAGCCAGAAGAGCCUCUCAUGAACCUGAUGCGUGUCUCAGACCUGGAUUAUCAGCUCAGCUUACUCUACCAUGAGCUCGUAGGACCUCGACGGACAGUUAACAUUAACAUUUUUGUGGAUGGUUGUUUUGGUGACAAUAAUAAAUUAAACAUGGUAAAAAUAUUAAUGAAUCUUCCAGGGAAACAGGGAGUCCAAAUAAUGGAUCCAUCGUCCAUAGCCUUUGCCAGCAUGAACACUUACAAUACUAUGGCAGAGGAUCUGAAGGUUUUUUCUGGAAGGGCUUGUCUUAUAACUCAUGUCAAAUCACACAGAAUUUUGCGUGAUGAGCUCAGGAAGAGGGAUGUGUCCGAGUGGCCGGACGCUGUUGAAUGCCUGGUGGUCCCAGAGAAGCAGAAGACUGCAGCUGAUGGAUCGCAGUGCUCAAGCUUCAGUGACUCUGUUUACAGCUGUCAGUGCACCUCAGGAGGUCUAAUCAUGCCCUGCUGCUCCUCUCCCUGCCUGUACCAGCCCUAUCUCAAGAGCUACAGGUGUAACUCAGGCCGGACGCAGAUAGAGUGCUCACCGCAGUCCUCGCUCAUCACGGCUAAAGGAGAGAGGUGCAGGUAUGAUCACCCCUGCGCCACAUACGGCUACGACUACUACUGGUGUAAAACUCAUGGUUUCUUUAAAGAUGGCUGGGAUUACUGCAGUCCUCCGCUGUGGAGCAGUAAAGCUAAGAACGGGAAGUUCUGCCGCAGUGACCAUGCCUGUGCCAGAUAUGGUUUAAGUGAGCCGUGGUGCUACACGGAUACUAAAGGCAGUCAUGACCAGUGCUGUACUUCUGAUGACUGCUACUCUGCUGUGAACGGCAAAACCUGCAGGUCUGAUCAUAAGUGUGGAGACCAUGGGUAUAACUGGGAUUACUGUUGCAAAAAAUGUGCAUAG